UUCGGGGAACCUUCCGAGGCAGUCGUUUGGAAGGACAAAGAAGAAGCCAAGACACCUAGGCUGAUGUACUACUGCACAACCAAAAUCUCACCCUCUUUCUGCAAGGGGUCGAUGGGAUCCCUCCUAAUCGUCAUCCCUUCCUUCUCUAGCUAAAACUGAAGCCAUCUCCCUUCCACCCCUUGUAUUCAUUCUUUAGAUUGCACAGGAUAAGAGAAGAACAGAAGGAAAGCAUACAUAACGUGCUGCUGGUUUUUCAGUUUGGGUAUCUUAAGGGAAUCUUACGGGACUUGAAGAUGGCGUUCGCCCAUGGAAGAGAUAUGUUUGACUUUACGGAGCAAGAAGAGGCCUGGAAGCAUGCUCCUUUUUUGCUUUCCUCCUCUUCCACCUCGUCCCCGUCGUCGUCCUCUGCUCCUUUCAGGUGGAACGACGGCUCGUCGAGCAGUAGCCGCCGUGGCGAUGAUUCCUUUAUCGAAAAGGAGCACAUGUUCGACAAGGUGGUAACGCCGAGCGACGUCGGCAAGCUCAACCGACUGGUGAUCCCGAAGCAGCACGCCGAGAAGUACUUCCCGCUGGAUGCGGAGGCCCACGGGAAAGGGCUGCUGCUCAGCUUCGAGGACCGCAACGGCGAGUCGUGGCGCUUCCGGUAUUCAUACUGGAGCAGCAGCCAGAGCUACGUGAUGACCAAGGGAUGGAGCCGCUUCGUCAAGGAGAAGCGGCUCGUCUCCGGGGACACCGUCUCCUUCGGUCGUGGCGUCGGCGAGUCCGGUCGCGACCUCCUUUACAUCGACUGGAAGCGGAGGCCUGAGAACCAUGGCGCAACCCGGGCGUCUCGGAUCUCUUUCCAUGGAGCAUCCUUUGCGCAAUCUGCAGGACCGUGGGGUGGUCACCUCUUCAUGCCUCGUCCUCCUCCUCCUCCUCCGGCGACGGUAUACGACCACCACCGCCUGGGGUAUGGAUACAAUGUUGUGAGUGCGAGUGCUCUUGGGGGGCAGUAUCUUUUCUACCAAUCUCCGGUGACGGGGCCAUCACCGGUCCAGUUGCAACCUGGUGGCGGUGGUGGCUCGCCCAUGGCUCAUGAUUCGGUGUCCGUCGUCCACAGCCAGGCUACGGCCAAGAACGUAAGGCUGUUUGGAGUAAACCUCGUCUGCACCGGAACGGAAAGCAAAGCCAAUGGCAGUAACCAAGGCGCAUCAUUUAGUUGUCUAAGGUCGCAAGAGGCAUCUACUCUCCCUCUCCUCCAAUUUCAGCAUAGCAGCGCCGAAUCCUCGCUGGUUUCGUCUUCGUCGACGAGCAAGGAGCAGCAUUCAUCGUUGGAUCUUGACCUAUGAAGAAGACGAAAGCAAAAAAGCGAGGACAUUGCCAUCUUCUUCCGGAUCAUUUGGGACGGACGCUGAACAAAACUGGCGAAAGCUUUGGAGGUUCUUUCUGUAAUUUUCUGCUUCUUUCAUUCGUCUUCAUAAUCUUCUCUUCAAGUUGUAAAUACAUGGAAAGAUAUGAAGGUUCGUAAUAUGAAUUCUAAUAUGAAUGAACCUUUCUCUGGCCCAAUGCUCUCCUUGCUUAAAUUGAUCUCUUCUAAUUAAUCCAUGUUAUCUCAGAAUAAUCUUUCUCAGAUAGUUCCAAAGUAGUCAACUCGACAUUCCUUAAAAUGGAGGACAGACAUACAGUUCUGAAGCAAUAGAGAAACAAAAAUCUAGCAGAUGGAGCUUGUUUGGACUCUAAUGUUAAACCAUAUUAAAGAACAUCUGUGAGAGCUUUACCUUCCUGCACUCUAUUUAAAGCCUGUUAAAGCUGGAUGAGCUGUGCUUUUACUGCAAAUUAAUUGAGGUUUAGGGAUGCACUGCAUUUGUCAGUCCUACUAAGACAGUAUAGGUUGUCACUGAUCUCCUGUCAUCUCUCAGUUCUACAAGAAAUUGUUUGGGUCAUUUCUGCAUCAAGUUCCUCCAUUAAAAUCUGUCACUGGUAUAUCUGUCAAUGCCUUCUUUUUCUUCAUUGCUCAUGCCUCAAUGAAUCAUCUGUUCUUUACAUUGUUGCUUCUUUAGGGAAUGUGUCCGUACAUUACUUCACAACAUUUCUAUCUUUGUUUGGAAUGAAGUCUAAGAACUUCUACUGGUAAAAGUACAGUUCAUUCAAUACAUAGUCGGCAUAAUAUCUUCAACUAUGACCAAGAAUGAACAUGGAGAUGCUGAAAUGUACAACUAAAGCCAAUGAUCAACCGUUCUGUAAUAAAAUUAAGAGUGUUCAUAAUCAAAAUUUGAUGAUCUAAUGUAUAUCUGGAUCUCUUAACAAAUCACAGCCAUCAUGUCCUUGUUCUUGUAGUUAUAUUUUAAUUUAUUAUGAUUUUUGGACUAAUUACGACCGGUCGAGUAUAUUAUGAUGAUUGUGCCCACGACGAUCCUCCAAUUCAGUCAUUUUUCUCAACAUAAAUUGUUGGUUUUGCAUGGUUGUAUACAUCUACAUGCAAAGUUGUAAUUUUUUUUUCAAAAACAAAGAACAUUACUAAGUUUAACUUGGAAAAUUAUGUGUUAUUUGUUCUAUGACGUUUCUACAUUAGAUAAUUCCUCAAAUGUCAGUUAGUUUGUCUAGUAUAUAUACUGAUAUAUAUGUUCAUGUCAUGUUUCCUUCUUCACAUUGUUGACAAGGAUAUGCACUUGCAUUUUGAUGGGAAGUUGGAAUGUUUUGUUUGGAGUAUAGGCAUAUCAUAUAGAUUAGAAGUUUAAGUUAGGGAAUGUUUGCACAUGUAGAGAAAUCCACACUUAGGUACCCAUGCUUUAUCUGACAUGAUAGCUUCAUAGUAAUUAAGAUGGAUUACUUGCCUAUCACAAUCAUGAUUUCUUAACUGAAUGUUCUGUACAUUGAGAAAGAUGCUUUCUUGAUUAGAUAUUCAGGAUAAUGGUCUAGUGGGGACAAAAUGUCAUUAUUGCUGUUUUAUACAUCAGGAUCAAGGCAUUGGAUCAAAGUCUUCUUUUCUUAAUUUCUUGAUUACAUGAUCAUUAAAGAUCACUAUGUAGAUUGCGAAAAAAUAUAUAUAUAUAUGGUUUUAGAUGAAGAAUUAUAGAUGGAAUAUGGGUUGAUAUAAACUGUUUCAUAGACCUGAUGGAUAGUUGAAUGUUUACACUUAUCCUACAUUAUAACAUGCUGGUUAAUCAGCUGAGAGUUCUUGGACAACCAAAGACCACCCACAUUGUUAAGCAGCUAAUCCCUGUGUGUAUUAGUCCUAAAUAAUCAUUUUUUUACUGUUAGUACGUCAAGAAUAGAAUCUUACAUUGUAAAAUAAUUUUAGAGCUGUGAUUAAUUCAAAAGGAUCUCUUGUGCAUCCUAUUCUUGGUACAAACUAUACAAUUAUCUAUUAAACUGAUAACUUGGCUAAGCAUAAGAUUCUUUUGAUGCAUAUUAAGAUAUAUGUACGGUUUCAAGCAUGGGAUGGUUAAUAUAAAUCCAUUCAUGCUGAACACACUGGAUAAGAAGCAACAACACCAAAGAGAAAGGAAUUACUCUGAUCUAAAAGAAACUUAAUAGUAUAUGUGCCAGUGAUCUACGCACAGUCGCCUCUUCAUUGACAUUUCUUUUCAUGCACAUGUUGUACUGAAAAAGGGAUUGAUGAUGAGUUUUACAAUGUACGUUCCAUUACGAGUCUAAGCUAAUUUAAUUUUAAGGUGCAAGCACUACAUACACAUAAAUUUUAGCCAUGCAGCUAUCGUACAAAUUCCAGUCAUCAGGUUGACUUAAUAGUCAUUACCGAAAUAAAUUAUGAUGAUUAGGUCACCUUUCCAAUGUUUAUAAAAGGCAUUGAUGCCUAAAGAUUCCAAUUUGUUUGUGGUUUUUGUUACAUUAUCUUAUACAUUUCUCUACCAUGACUCCUUCAGGAAUUGAUUUUUUGAAGUACUUGAAGAAAAAUUUCCAACAAACUAAGCAAAAUAUUAGCGAAAAGGUUUUAUAGUGAAUGUAUUUGAUAUAUAGAUGCAAUACUAUCAGUUCUCAAGAAGCGAUAUUGAUAUAAGCUAAUGACACAAAUACCUCUUAAUAGUUCGAGUAGAUUAAGCUUGACUGACACAGUACUUCUUUUUAAUUUUUGAUAUGCGCACAUUGAUUCCAUAAUUGUAUAGUUUAGUUGAAGCACGAAGUCGAUAUAAUGAUUUACGUUCCCUGCAUUUAAACAAUAA
Messenger RNA from Musa acuminata AAA Group (dessert banana), 4160 nucleotides. RefSeq names its product B3 domain-containing protein Os02g0683500-like. The record is from RefSeq and is a predicted model, not a curated record. The transcript is spliced from 2 exons. Gene Ontology annotation, molecular function: DNA binding; DNA-binding transcription factor activity. The coding region runs from base 294 to 1328 and encodes 344 amino acids. NCBI's taxonomy places the organism in Eukaryota, Viridiplantae, Streptophyta, Magnoliopsida, Zingiberales, Musaceae.